CCGUUGCCUAAAAACCUGUGGCUGCCGAGUGGGAAUCUGAGGAGCGGGGAGAAGUGGCCGGCCUGCUGGCGUUGGGUUCCCUGCCUCUGCCCCUACAAAUACCUUGCAGUGUGUGGGAAGAGGAUGCCAGACUGCAGCUGAUACCCGCCUGCUCUGUGCCGACUGUGCUGCCUUCAUCGUACCGUGCCCCCCUACAUCUGCCGGACCCUCACUGACUGCUGCCCCCGGCACUCACCACUUCAGCACCAAUGAUGCAGGCGCGUUACUCCGUGGCAGACCCCAAUGCUUUAGGGGUAGUGCCCUACCUGAGCGAACAGAACUACUACAGGGCUGCGGGCACCUAUGGCAGCAUGGCCACCCCUAUGAGCGUGUACCCGGCCCAUGAGCAGUACACUCCGGGCAUGGCAAGAUCCUAUGGGCCUUACCACCACCAUCAACCGGCAGCGCCCAAGGACCUGGUGAAGCCGCCUUACAGUUAUAUAGCCCUUAUCACCAUGGCCAUCCAGAACGCCCCCGACAAGAAGAUCACCCUAAAUGGGAUCUACCAGUUCAUCAUGGAUCGCUUCCCUUUCUACCGGGAGAAUAAGCAGGGCUGGCAGAACAGCAUCAGGCACAACCUGUCGCUCAAUGAGUGCUUUGUCAAGGUGCCCAGGGACGACAAGAAGCCAGGGAAGGGCAGCUACUGGACCCUGGACCCGGACUCGUACAACAUGUUUGAGAAUGGCAGUUUCCUCAGGAGGAGGAGGAGGUUCAAGAAGAAAGACGUGAGCCGGGAGAAGGAAGAUCGGAUCCUUAAGGAUCAGGGCAAAGUGCAAGGCCCCAUCCCCAGCCUGGAGCUGCCAAAGCACGACAAGAAGAUUGUCAUCAAGAGCGAGUCCCCCGAGCUGCCAGUCAUCACCAAAGUGGAGAACCUGAGCCCCGAUGGCGGCAGUGCCAUGCAGGACAGCCCCCGCAGUGUGGCCUCCACUCCCUCUGUCUCCACUGAGAACUCCAUCCCUGAUCAGCACCCGGCCAGCAAUGGCUUCAGUGUGGAGAAUAUCAUGACCCUUAGGACUUCUCCCCAUGGCGACCUGAGCCCGGUACCUGCUGUUCCCUGCCGGACUGGCAUGGUGCCCUCUCUGCCCAUUAACUACACCCAGACGCAGAGCUCUGUUUAUAGCCAGGCCUGCACCCAAAGUAUGGACACUAGUGGGAGCUACCAGUGUAGCAUGAGAGCUAUGAGUUUGUAUACAGGUGACAGACCGAGCCACAUGUGCGCUCCAUCUACCUUGGAGGAGGCCACCUCAGAUCAUCACAAUGGGACAGCUUCCCCUUUAAACUCCAUGAGCCUGGGUUCCGGCCAGGAGAGUGUGCUGACCUCUAGCCAUCAUCAGCAAACUGCCACUGGGGGACAGACUGCUGCACCCUGGUACCUCAAUCCCGGCGCAGACAUUAGUCACCUCUCUGGGCACAACUUUGGCUCCCAACAGCAGACUUUUCCCAACGUUAGAGAGAUGUUCAACUCUCACCGGCUUGGGAUUGAAAGCUCAGCCCUCAGUGAGCACCAGGUGAGCGGUAACACAAGCUGUCAGAUCCCUUAUAGAUCAGCGCCCUCCAUAUACCGCCACAGCAGCCCUUAUGCCUACGACUGCACUAAGUACUGACUGCUGGGGACUGCUUUACUGUGACUGCAACUAAUCACUCUGGGCUGCAAUGUGGAUUGGCUUACUGAGUAGCAUGGAAAAACUGACCAGCAAUGACAAUGGUAAAAACCAGAACAUAUAGAACUACAUAUAUAUGUGUGUGUGCGUGUAUAUAUAUAUAUGUAUUUAUAUGCAUAUAUAUAUAUGUGUACACACAAAGCUUUCACAAGUACAAUCUACUUGAAGUAUUUAGAGAGGAAUUUAGAGAACAAGUCAAGCUUGUCCUUGGUAAUAGGAUCUAGGAAAUAAAUUAUAUGGACCAACAUUGUAGCAACUAUCUUUGUACAGUUUUAUUGUUUCUAAGUUUUGUGUUAAGUCAUGGGAGUAUAUUAAAAUAUCUCAUUUUUUAUGUAUGUGGUGUGAAACAGGCGGAUAUACAGAUCCCUAUAUUAUAAUAUUUAAAGUUGAGUUCACUGGAUAAUUUUGUCGCCAGCAAAUUUCUUAUUGCGAAAUUGAAAGCAAUAUGACGUCAUUCCGUCUUGUGUCUAAAACGUCUAAAAAAAAGCAAAAAAAAAAAAAAA
Xenopus tropicalis (tropical clawed frog) is the source of this 2203-nucleotide messenger RNA. RefSeq names its product forkhead box C2 (gene foxc2). Gene Ontology annotation, cellular component: nucleus. Gene Ontology annotation, biological process: regulation of DNA-templated transcription; animal gross anatomical part developmental process. Gene Ontology annotation, molecular function: DNA-binding transcription factor activity; sequence-specific DNA binding. The record is from RefSeq and is marked provisional. Lineage: Eukaryota; Metazoa; Chordata; Amphibia; Anura; Pipidae.